CCUUAAAAGGCAGUCGGAACAUUCAGGGCUUCGCCCUGAUACGAGCAGUCUUGUUUCUGUAAGUGUGCAGUUCUCAAGGAAGAUUUAUAGUCUUCAAUUUUUGUGUAGCUCUACAAGAUUUCCUGUUUCUCGCCUUUAUUUCCUGUUCUUCUUACCAAAAUUGAAAAGUUUAAGGUACUAUAAUGGAUGUUGCACCUAGCGAAAUAGAUGACCUAGGUACACUCGGUACCGUUAAACAACGGCAUGAUUAUUCUUCCGCGUCAAGAUCAAAAGUUAAUCACCCGAAAAAGAAACAUAAAUUUAGCGCAGAAAAAUUUCCAUGCAAUUGGGAAGAAAUAGUUUGCGCUUGUCAUUCUGUGAAAGUUUCCCAUUUUUCAUCUACUUCAGGAUUCAAAGAUUACUCUGGGAUCAUGAAUUGGGUUAUCGUGCUACUUGUACUUGCAGGAACGAGACUAGCGUUAGAGAAUGUUCUUAAAUAUGGCGUGCUCAUAUCACCUAAACAGUACUUAUUCAUAGGAAAUGCUUCAUCAUUAACGCUAUCUGGCAUAGUUAUUAUUGUGAAUGCUAAAAUUGGUCUGGCUGUCUGCCUUGAAAAAGCGGUGGCGUCAAAGCGCUUGGCCGCUACAGGUGCUCACUGGUUGCAGUCUCUCAAUUUGCUGGCUCUGAUUCUUGUGCCUCCUGUGAUGCUGCUUCAGUCGCCGCCUCAGCCUCACAUAUCGGUGCCUGUGCUGCUUCUUGUUACAGUCGUCUUCCUCAAACUCAUCUCCUAUAAACAGGUGAACUCGGCGCUAAGAUGUCAGCUUAUGAAGAAAAAAUCAGUCGAGCGAAAUGAGACGGAUACGAAAGCACUUGAAAAUGGAGGAAAUAAUAGCGUUUCAAUAACAGAGAGCGAUGAUUUGAAUGGAAAAACGCCACAACAGGCGACAGCAGAAAGGAAAGAGCAAAUAACAGAGACGCAAAAUGACGCUCGGAAGUUGAUGUAUCCCGAAAAUCUGACCAUUAGAAACAUGUAUUACUUCUUAAUAUGUCCGACUCUUUGCUAUGAACUUGAGUACCCCUUGCCACUCCCUGUGCGAGUAAUAACAUCGGAAUCGGAGGUUUCGGACAGCAGCGAUGAGAGUGAAAUUAAGGUCAAUGGCGUUGUUGUUUCGCAAAAAGAGAAAGAAGCAUUGGGAAAAAGACAGUGGCGUAUCCAUUGGUGGUUUCUGGGACGACGUGUCUUAGAGGCAGUGUCUUUAUCUCUCGUUAUUUUGGCCUUCUUCCAACAAUGGAUUAUGCCUGCACUGAUAAACUCAAACGAGUUAUUUUUGACAAUGGACUACAUGCGUCUGGUGGAGAAGUUGCUGAAGUUGGCAGUGCCCAACCAGAUCUUGUGGCUUCUCUUUUUCUACCUCUUCUUCCACUCCACACUAAAUGCUCUAGCAGAGGUGACUGGAUUCGGAGACCGGGAGUUCUACCUGGACUGGUGGAACAGCCGGAACCAGGCGGAGUUCUGGCAGAAGUGGAACAUCCCGGUGCACAAGUGGGGCAAGCGACACGUGUACAAGCCACUGCUUCAGAGAGGGUUCUCGAAGAUCCAGGCUUCAAUCUUUGUUUUUCUGGUAUCUGCUUUCUUCCACGAGUACCUGGUCAGUGUACCUCUAAAGGUGUUCCGUCUCUGGAUAUUCCUGGGAAUGAUGGCACAGGUUCCUCUGGCAGUUGUGUCAAUGCGACUGACGGCUAGGCAGGGCAACAUUCUCAUGUGGCUCAGUCUCAUAAUGGGCCAACCAGCUGUAGUCUUCAUGUACUACCACGACUAUUACGUCACACAUCUACUCACCCCAGCCAAUACAUAAUAAUUACACCAUCAAAAUCAACUCGUGGUAGAAAAUCAACAAUCAAACCAGAUCAAAAAUAUAUCAAGUUAACAGCAUUGCCAUCAAAACGUGAUCACAACUAGCAGCUCGUGAUCGAAUUAUAACAGGCGAGAAUUAUAAUUGCUCCUACAUGUGAUCAAAAGUGCCAGAAACUGAAAUCAUUGCUAUAUUCACGUGACAACGAUAUAAGAAACAGAAAAUUUGCAGACAACUACAAAAAAUAUCAGGGUCAAUUUAGAAAUGACAUAACCAUUUAGUGUUAGAUAAUAAAUCGCAUCGUUAAUUAAUGCCAUGUUUGGUGGGAUGUGUAAAGAAUUGAUAAUUUAUCAAUUAAUAUGGAUAUUAAAAUGAUACAGUGAAGGCUAAUAUGAAAUAGCUUUUUUAUUUAAUGCUUUCAUCGUAUAAAAAAGAAUACAUUGUCGUACUUGAGCUUGUUUUGCAUCGAGACCAUCACAACAUCUCGUUCUUCAUUUUCCUUUACUCUUGCUGUGCUCUAUAUUCGGGUGCUUGUUGAAAUAUAUUUAUAAAUAGAUUUCGAGUAUCUGUAUAAUAAGCUGGAAAAAUAGGUUUUUAAUUUUAUUUUUGAUAAAAGA
Messenger RNA from Symsagittifera roscoffensis, 2449 nucleotides. RefSeq names its product diacylglycerol O-acyltransferase 1-like. The transcript is spliced from 9 exons. The coding region runs from base 183 to 1835 and encodes 550 amino acids. NCBI's taxonomy places the organism in Eukaryota, Metazoa, Xenacoelomorpha, Acoela, Convolutidae. Gene Ontology annotation, biological process: triglyceride biosynthetic process. Gene Ontology annotation, molecular function: diacylglycerol O-acyltransferase activity. The record is from RefSeq and is a predicted model, not a curated record. Gene Ontology annotation, cellular component: endoplasmic reticulum membrane.